This is a messenger RNA of Nematocida ausubeli, 708 nucleotides long. RefSeq lists its product as uncharacterized. The record is from RefSeq and is a predicted model, not a curated record. The transcript has a single exon. Lineage: Eukaryota; Fungi; Microsporidia. Bases 1 to 708 code for a protein of 235 amino acids.
AUGGCAGACGGUGAUAGGAAAUCAAGCAGAUGGAAAACAAUACUAGGAAUCAUUCUUUUACUACUUAUUAUUGGAAUUGUUUUAUAUAUAAUAUACAGGUGGUAUAAGAGCAGAUCUAGUGAUGGUGGUAAUGAAGGAAUAAUGGGCAUGAUUAUGCCAAGCUCUCAAGGACAGCAGCAGCAACAGCAGCAGGGCGGUGGAGCAAACCCAAAUAAUCAAGGGCAGAAGCAGCAGCCACAGCAACAACAGGAGCAAGGACCCCAGCAAGAGCAGGGACAAGGCGAGGGCCAAGGCGAAGGACAAGGCGAGGAUCAAGGAACUCAAACGGAUUCAAAUCAAAGUCAAGAACAAGGAACUCAGACAGAGCCAGAACAGCAGGACCAAGGUGAGGAAAAAGGUGAGGACCAAGGAGAACAGGCAGAUGAAGAAGAUCCUAAAGAAAAGGAAGAACGAGAGGCUAGAGAGAGGGCUGAACAAGAGGCUCAAGAGGGAAAUGCUGAGAACGAAAAGGGAGAAGGACAAUCUGAAGACGCGGGCGAAGGCUCUUCAAAUCCUGAACAAAGCGGUGGAGCGGAACAGCAAGAGAGUCAAGCUGAGAGUGCACCCGCCAUAGAACAGGAGGCUUCAAGCCCUGAACCACAAGGUGGUGGAAUGGAACAGCAAGAGAGUUCAGCCCCAAGUGCGGCUCCCGUGGAAUCAGCCAGUUAA